Messenger RNA from Epinephelus fuscoguttatus (brown-marbled grouper), 7761 nucleotides. RefSeq names its product ATP-binding cassette, sub-family A (ABC1), member 3b (gene abca3b). Gene Ontology annotation, biological process: lipid transport; transmembrane transport. Gene Ontology annotation, cellular component: membrane; intracellular membrane-bounded organelle. The transcript has 31 exons. NCBI's taxonomy places the organism in Eukaryota, Metazoa, Chordata, Actinopteri, Perciformes, Serranidae. The record is from RefSeq and is a predicted model, not a curated record. Bases 282 to 5408 code for a protein of 1708 amino acids. Gene Ontology annotation, molecular function: ATP binding; lipid carrier activity; ABC-type transporter activity.
UUUUGCACGAUGAAUUCACGGGAUGGUGCAAUGUCAUCGCCUCGCUAGCAGCCGACAAACUGGAGGGGGGACAACAAACACCUGGACCCGGCUGCAGACGUCCUGGGCUCCGCGAAUGUUAGCCGAGCCUCGGUAGUGUCGGUGACGGGAGAGUCCCCACAGUGAUGGUUUAGUCCUCGGUUUAACACAAAAAGGAGGAAUUGUAUUCACCUCGACAGGAAGAGGGACCGCAGCUCGCCGCAGUAGAAGGCUGACUUGACUGUGUCCUGUGUUCACUCAAAAUGGCUAUUGCGAGACAAUUUGGACUACUGGUGUGGAAAAACUAUCUGCAGCAGAAACGUCAAAUCCUGGUAACUCUGGUGGAGAUACUCCUGCCGCUGCUCUUCUCCGGCAUCCUCAUUGUGCUACGUCAGAAGGUGCCUUUUAAGGACUACCCAAAUGCCACGGUCUAUGAGAGCUAUGCCGUUGAUGCGCUACCCAAAUGGUUCUUGACGCACCUGCAGCUGGCUUAUGUGCCCGGCAACUCCAGUGUGGUGCGUCAGGUGGCAGAGGAUGUGCGAGGCAGCCUGAGUCUCUCCGCAGUGCGUGGCUUCGAGACAGAAGAGCACUUUGAGGACUACGUUAGAAAUAACCCCAAGUCAGGAAAGCUGCUGGCUGCUGUGGUGUUUGAGCACCCCUUCACCCAUGAUGAUGAACCCCUGCCGCUAAAGGUGAGCUAUCACCUGCGUUUUAGCUUCACCCCACGCAACGCCCCACCCAAGGAGAGGUCGGAGCUGAACCCAAACAGCGACCUGGACUGGCACACGCUCAGCCUCUAUCCCCUGUUUCAGCUGCCAGGGCCGAGGGAGCAGUAUGACAAGGAGGGUGGCACGCCUGGUUAUUUCCGAGAGGGAUUCCUGGCUGUACAGCAUGCAGUGGACCGAGCCAUCAUGCGGUCAUACAACAGAACGGCUGCUGCCUCUCUGCUGCGACAGACCAGAGUGGUCCUGUCGCGGUUUCCUUACCCUGCCUUUAUAUAUGACGUCUUCAUCCUGGCCAUUCAGAACCAACUGCCCCUGCUACUGGUGCUCAGCUUUACCUACACCUCCCUCAACAUAGUACGAGCCGUGGUGCAGGAGAAGGAGAGGAAGCUCAAGGAGUACAUGAGGAUGAUGGGUCUCAGCAACUGGCUCCACUGGAGCGCCUGGUUCCUCAUGUUCUUCCUCUUCCUCUCCAUUUCAGUCUUCUUUGUGACUCUGCUCCUUUGUAUCCAGGUGAGCCCUAACGGAGCAGUGCUGACCUACAGUGACCCCACGCUGGUUUUUGUCUUCCUGCUCGUCUUCACUGUGGCCACCAUCAACUUCAGCUUCAUGAUCAGUGCCUUCUUCUCACGAGCCAAUGUGGCGGCGGCAGCGGGCGGCUUCAUCUAUUUCCUGAGCUACCUGCCUUAUUUGUUUCUGUGGCCACGCUACGACUUGCUGAGCCACGCACAGAAGGUGUCGGCCUGCCUCAUCUCCAAUGUGGCCAUGGCCAUGGGAUCUCAGCUCAUAGGAAUGUUUGAGGGCAAAGGAACGGGAAUCCAGUGGUCAAACAUGUUCGACUCUGUGACGAUAGACGAUGACUUCUCCCUGGCCCAGGUGUUGGGCUUGCUGCUGUUUGACUCUGUCCUCUAUGGCUUGGUGGCCUGGUACAUGGAGGCAGUUUUUCCUGGAGAGUACGGAGUGCCUCUACCGUCUUACUUCUUUCUACUGCCUUCAUACUGGUGCAGCAGCCCCCGCAUGGCUUUGUUGAAUGAGAAGGAGGAAGAGGAGGACGCCGAGAAGGCUCUCAAAGGGGAAUUUAUAGAGGAGGAACCAGCUGGAUUAGUCUCCGGGAUCAAGAUUAAGCACCUUGCUAAGGAAUUCAAAGUGGGCAACAAGACACGGCAGGCUGUGCGGGAUCUUACGGUGAACAUGUUUGAGGGACAGAUCACGGUGCUGCUGGGACACAACGGUGCUGGGAAGACCACAACACUGUCCAUGCUGACAGGGCUGUUUCCUCCCACUAGUGGCAGGGCAUAUAUCAACGGUUACGACAUCUGUCAGGACAUGGCUCUGAUCCGCCGCAGUCUGGGACUCUGUCCUCAGCAUGAUGUACUGUUUGAUAACCUUACUGUCAGAGAGCACCUGCUCUUCUACGCACAGCUGAAGGGCUUCUCCAGAGAAAAGAUUCCAGAUGAGGUCGACCGGAUCAUCCGUAUCCUGAACCUUGAGGACAAGCGACAGGCUCGCUCCAAGACCCUCUCUGGUGGCAUGAAGAGAAAACUCUCUAUCGGCAUUGCUCUCAUCGGAGACUCCAAGGUGGUGAUGUUAGAUGAGCCCACAUCCGGUAUGGACCCAUCAGCUCGACGUGCCACCUGGGACCUUCUGCAAGGGGAGAAGCGCGGUCGCACCAUCCUCCUCACCACGCACUUUAUGGACGAGGCCGACCUGCUCGGCGACCGCAUCACAAUCAUGGCAGGAGGAGAGCUGCAGUGCUGCGGGUCACCGCUCUUCCUUAAGAACAAAUAUGGUGCUGGCUACCACAUGGUGAUAGUAAAGGACGCUCUUUGUAACGUGUCUGAGAUCACCCGCCUUGUCCACAUGUAUGUUCCUAAUGCCACACUCGAGAGCAGCGCAGGGGCUGAGCUCUCUUACAUUUUGCCCAAAGAAAGCACCAGCAGGUUCGAGCUGCUGUUUGCUGAACUGGAGAUGAACAGAGAGGAGCUGGGCAUCGCCAGCUACGGAGCUUCAGUAACAACCAUGGAGGAGGUCUUCCUCAGGGUGGGAAAGUUGGUGGAUUCUAGUUUAGACAUCCAGGCAAUCCAGCUGCCAGCCCUGCAGUACCAACACGAGAGACGCUCCCAUGACUGGACCACAGAUGAUGCCAGCAGCAUCAGUGGCAUGACAGACGUCACUGAUUUCACAGACAGCGGCACGCUCAUCUCAGAGGACUGCUCCAACAUCAAGCUGAACACCGGGGUGCGACUACACCUGCAACAGUUCUAUGCCAUGUUCCUGAAGAGGGCGCUGUACAGCUGGAGAAACUGGAAGGUGAUGGUGGCUCAGUUCCUGGUCCCCUUGGUCUUCACCGUUGUGGCCUUAGUUGUGGCACGCACCUUUCCCAACCACCGGGAGGCUCCUCAGCUGAGGCUGGCACUCAGCCGCUAUGGUCACACCAGGGUCCCCGUGGCUCUGCAGCCUGGGGUGGGUCCCCUGGCCUCUGCCCUGGCACGUACAUACAGCUCACAGCUCUCUGCCCAGCUUGGCCAGCUUAUCAACGUCACGGACUUCACUGAUUACAUCCUGACCCAGGCAGAGGAAGAGGGCGGCAGCUUUAAUGAGCGGUGUGUGGUGGGCGCUGCUUUCCGUGGCAGCAGCAGCCAGUAUGCUGAAGCAACAGCGUACUUCAACAACGAGGGCUACCAUACACCCGCCACGGCCCUCAUGAUGGUGGACAAUGCUCUGUUCAAACUUCUAGCUGGGCCGAAUGCUUCCAUCCAGACAGGCAACUACCCCAUGCCGCGCAACCUGUCCGAGAUCGCGCAGAGCCAGCUCACAGAAGGCAAGACGGGCUUCGCCAUCGCCAUCAACCUCAUGUACGGUAUGGCCUCCCUGUCCAGCACAUUUGCCCUGCUGCUCGUAACAGAGUCCUCUAUCAAGUCCAAGCACGUGCAGCAAGUCAGUGGCGUCUACCUGUCGAACUUCUGGUUUUCUGCGCUGCUGUGGGACCUGGUCAACUUCCUGCUGCCCUGUCUGCUCAUGCUGGUGGUGUUUAAGGCAUUCGGAGUCAAGGCUUUCGUCGACAACAACCAUCUGGUGGAUGUGUUGUUGUUACUGCUGCUGUACGGCUGGGCUGUUGUGCCUCUCAUGUACCUGCUCAGCUUCCUCUUCUCCACUGCUGCUACUGCCUACACACGCCUCACCAUCUUUAACAUGAUCUCUGGCACUGCAACCUUUCUGGCUGUCACCAUCAUGACCAUCCCAGAGCUGAACCUGCAGCACCUGUCGCACUUACUGGAUAAGGUGUUCCUCAUCUUCCCAAACUAUUGCCUGGGCAUGUCCUUCAGCCAGUUCUACCAGAACUACGAAUUUAUCUCGUUCUGCAACUCCAGUCCAAUCACCCGGACAGUGUGCGAAAUCUUAAACAUCACGUACCAGGAAAACUACUUCUCAAUGUCAGAACCUGGUGUCGGACGCUUCCUUGUGGCCUUCUCAGUGCAAGGUUUGGUCUUCAUCGCUCUGCUGUUUGUCAUCGAGCUGCAGUGUGUACGCACUCUCCGGCGACUCCUCGCCUCUCUGGGCAGAAGACGUAAACAGUUGCCUCUAAUAGAGGAUGCAGCACUGCUUCCAGAGGACAGGGAUGUCGCUGAAGAGAGGAAGAGAGUCCUGGAGUGCCAGCCAGUCGUAGAGUCUAUGGUUGGCAGCCCUCUCAUACUGCAGGAGCUCAGCAAGGUGUACAGCAGUGGGCAGAAUCUCCUGGCUGUUGACAGGUUGUCUCUAGCUGUCGGGAAAGGGGAGUGUUUCGGCCUCCUGGGCUUCAAUGGAGCAGGAAAGACCACAACAUUUAAGAUGCUGACAGGUGAUGAGAGCGUUACCUCCGGGGAUGCUUACAUUGAUGGAUACAGCAUCUUGAGGGAUGUUAAGAAGGUGCAGCAGCGCAUCGGUUACUGCCCUCAGUUUGAUGCUGUGCUGGAUCACAUGACUGGAAGAGAAACUCUAAGUAUGUACGCCAGGCUCAGAGGAAUACCAGAGAGGUAUGUGUCUGGUUGUGUGGAGAACGUCCUGAGGUCGCUGCUGCUGGAGCCUCACGCUGAUAAACUGGUCCGCAGCUACAGUGGCGGCAACAAGCGGAAGCUGAGUGCAGGCAUGGCUCUGAUUGGUGGGCCUCCUGUCAUCUUCCUGGAUGAGCCUUCAACUGGGAUGGACCCUGUGGCGAGGAGGCUGCUGUGGGACGCUGUUACACGCACAAGGGAGUCUGGAAAGGCCAUAAUCAUCACUUCUCAUAGUAUGGAGGAGUGUGAGGCCCUGUGCACCAGGCUGGCAGUGAUGGUCAACGGUCAGUUCAAGUGCCUCGGGAGCCCCCAACACCUGAAGAGCAAGUUUGGCAGUGGAUACACCCUGCUGGCCAAAGUGCACAUAGAGGCCGAGUUGGAGGACAGCGACCUGCAGCUUUUUAAAGACUUCAUUGAAAGCACCUUCCCAGGAAGUCAACUAAAGGAUGAGCACCAGGGAAUGGUGCACUAUCAUUUGACUGACAAAACACUGACCUGGGCCCAGGUGUUUGGCACCUUGGAGGCAGCCAAAGAGAAAUACCAGAUUGAAGACUACUGCGUGAGCCAGAUAUCACUGGAGCAGGUGUUCCUCAGCUUUGCCCAGUUCCAGCAUUGCACAGAGAGUCGGAGGAAGUGAGAGGAGCGAGGAGUCCGUCCAUCCAUUGUCCAUUUUCUCCAGUGGUGUGUGUGUGCGGGACCUGUGUGCACAGACUUGCCCCGAUUACACAGCAGGUGUGUACACAGGCUGGAGCAGGUUUAUCUCCAGCUCCGUUUUUACCUUCAUCAACAACACACACACACACUGGGCCAGUCGCAUCAACUUCAGCAUUUCUACUACUGUACCACAUCAGUGUGUCUUCGUCGGGUCAUUGAUGCCGUUGUUAUUGUCGUUGUUGUGUGACAAAGACGUUGGAGAAUUAAGACGUGCUGGACGAUGAUGAUACCAAGUCAUGAACUCUCGAGUACUGCACCUUUUUAGUGAGGUCAAAGACACCACUCAUUAGAUACUACCACUACUCUGAACUGUGUGUGACAGGGUUUGUUUGUGUGUGUGCACUUAUGCAUUUUUUGUUAUUUAUGAUUUGAUUUUAUUUCUUGAUUAUGUUUCCAAGACUUUGUGCUCUGUUUUUUUUCUGUGAUCAUCAAUCAUCACAAGAGAAUGAACCACUCCAUUUGAUAUCUGUAUGAAAUCAUUGCACACCUUUGCGCCUUAUCUAACCAAUGAGGGUUGUUGUUUCUUUAUAUUGCCCUAUACAAAAUGCCUGGUUAUCCUUAAGAGCCUCUUAAUGUCGUUGCCAGAUGUAAAUAAAGUGAUGUGUUCAUGGUACUACAAGAAAAAACACUUACUCGUUCAGGCCAGAGCAGAACAUUUACUCAUUUAAAGACUGUUUUGGGCACAUUAAUGAAUGCAUGUAUACAAUACGACUUACAGAGUGCAUGAUACUGGAAGAGCAGAGAGCUGCUAGUGUUUACUAGAAGACCGUCCUUUCUGAGGAUUAAUCCUCAGAGUACAUUCAGUCCAAUCUGCAUAUUUGAUACACCUCUAUUGUUCAGGUGUUUGUGAACUAAUGUUUCGGUUUUCCUGCCAAACAGGUUACGGGAACAGCGUGUUCAGUCCACCCAUUACAGUUUACUUGCAAGCUAUUUUGGAAGAAAUCAUUGUGUGACGCAGAUUAUUUUUUGAAUGUUGCGGUAAAACGGGAGGUCUUGGCUGCAAAUUAAGUCGUAUCAGACUGCAUGUAAAUGACUUAGACCUGAAAACAGCAAGACUGCAAUGACCUGUGAGGUGUUUUUGUACAUUUUGUUUCCCUUUUUUCUUGCAGCUAUGCAUUUCAUAUGGUACACGUGUGUGUGUGUGUGUGUGUGUGUGUGUGUGUGUGUGUGUGUGCAUGAGAGAGAGAUGGGGGUGUAAAAAGAGUAUGGCAACACGAUUCCUGAAUUCACCCACACCUUUCUAAGGCUACACCCAUGCUAAUGUAUUUGUUUUAAAAUCAAUAUCGAUCACUAUGUUCGUUAGCUUGGAUGUGGCCUACAGUCGUGUAAUAGUCCUUAAAUAUUAAAACCAAGAGAUUGUUAUUGCGCUGUGGACAAACUGUACUACUGUGUCAUCUUUAAUGUCGAGCUGCUCCUUCAGGAAAUGCCAGGAAAUGCAAUAACAAAACCCAACAAUGAUAUAGAUGAUAAAAACGCAUAAAAUGGAUGCCUUGUCCUGAGAAAGAAUGAUCAGCGCAAUGUUUGUUCCUCUUUCAUUUGGAUGUGCUACUAUGAAACCUCUUUUCAAAAUGAGCCCGAUUUAUCACUGUCUCAAAGCCUAGUUUGUGCUUUAAGAAAGUUGUAAAAAGAUUAAUAUAUUCUGUGUGAAUAUUUCCCCCCAAAAAAGAUGAGAAAUGUAUCGUAGAUCCUGCUUUUCAUCCAUGUUAGAGAUCAAUAUUAUAAUCCGGGAUCUAUCAGAAAUUGUACUAACUUUAAAUGACAUUCCUACUCUCAAGAAAAUCACUCUGACUUCACAGAAGUGAGAUGAAUGUAUUCACCGUCUUACACAAAAGCAAAAAGCACUCACGUUAAUCAGCUUUACUAACCGCUUCAUAUGAUUCACAGAGCUUUCUUCAUGUCACCACAUGUGCGUGUGAGAAAGUAAGAGACUGACAUUCCAGGAAGACACAGAUAUAUGUGGCUUAUUGGUCUUGAAAGGAUUUGACCUCCUAAUUUUGACUUUUGUUACAUUUGUUUGUGUAUUUGCACUUUUUUUUCUCAUUACAUGUACGACUUGAAUCAAUUGCAAUGUUAGAUAUGUAGUGAAAGGAGGAACGGAGGGGUUUGCGCUGCUGAUGUUGGAAGGAUUGAGUUAUGCUGAAAUGCAGUGUAUCAUAUUAAAAAAGGGAAUUUACAUCAUUGUAAUUGUGUACUGUACUGUACCAUGAAACUGACAUUGUCAACUGUAUAUGUAUCGCUGUUCUUUUUAAAUUAAAUAAUGCUCUAUGCAAAUGGUA